CUUUAACACCAAUGACAUUGUGACAUGGUAAAAACAUCAUCUAUAUAAAGCGUUCGGUUUUUCUCAUUUUCAGUUUAGUUUUACCACCAAAAUGGGUCUACUAUUGCAAUUAUUUGUUGUAACAACUCUCAUCGCUGUCCUCCACAGCGCCCCCCUUGACGAGCAUUCUGAAAGCACCACUGUGGGAAUCCGCCCUUUACCAGCCACUUUGAACAAAAAAGACGAGUCCAAGGAAUCCGAUGAAGACAAAGCCGAUAUUAAACGAGUCUCCCGUGACAUCCCUUUACCACCCCCUACCCAAACCAAAGACACCCUUAAUUCGCAGUCCAGCACCAGCAAACCCCAAUUUGGAAGUCGACCAGCGAGAGACACCCAACACUUCAUCUCGGGAGUACCCUCACCCCAGUCUCAACCCAAUUCUAACCCUCAAACUUACCAACAAAACCCCCAACAGCCUCAAUUAGGGGCACAAAACCCUUCAACUCAAAGCAGGCCAGCGAGAGACACCACUCACUUUAUCUCCGGAGUGCCCACACCUCAAUCUCAACAAAACUCGAACCCUCAAACCUACCAACAAAAUCCCCCUCAACGCCAACUAGGAACCUCGCAAUACCCAUCACAAACUGAGAGUAGACGUGUGAGGGAUACCACCCAUCCAGGAAGUCAGGCUAAAGUCCAGACGCGACCAGCACCACUUCCUGCUAAAAAUGGGCAGAAACCGACGUCUUCAGCCCAAAAGGAUGGGUCCAGACGAGUGAGAGAGGCUGGUAGUUCUUCGACAAGCACCGAAAGGAGUGAUAAUUAAGGAUGUAGGUGUAAAAAGGCAAUGGGUGAUGUUUGUUUAAGAAAUAAUCAACAUUGUAUUGUUAGGAUUCUGGUGCUAAUUAUUGUUAAUGAUUGAAAUGUAUUUUAAAACUACGUAAAAAUAUGCUGUAAAUAUGCGUACUAUGGAAAUAAAAUAAAUCAUUUGAGAAAAUUUUAA
This is a messenger RNA of Tribolium madens (black flour beetle), 982 nucleotides long. RefSeq names its product pollen-specific leucine-rich repeat extensin-like protein 1. The coding region runs from base 92 to 805 and encodes 237 amino acids. The transcript has 3 exons. The record is from RefSeq and is a predicted model, not a curated record. NCBI's taxonomy places the organism in Eukaryota, Metazoa, Arthropoda, Insecta, Coleoptera, Tenebrionidae.